Lagopus leucura (white-tailed ptarmigan) is the source of this 1988-nucleotide messenger RNA. RefSeq names its product interferon induced protein with tetratricopeptide repeats 5 (gene IFIT5). NCBI's taxonomy places the organism in Eukaryota, Metazoa, Chordata, Aves, Galliformes, Phasianidae. Gene Ontology annotation, molecular function: protein binding. Gene Ontology annotation, cellular component: cytosol. Gene Ontology annotation, biological process: defense response to virus. The record is from RefSeq and is a predicted model, not a curated record. The transcript is spliced from 2 exons. Bases 101 to 1540 code for a protein of 479 amino acids.
AGCACAUAAAAGGCAACUCACAACUGCAGGAAGAAGCUGUUGGGCUUCAAAGCUACCGGCAAACAGGCAGAGAAAGGAAAAGAAAGAAGGAAGGCAAAUCAUGAGCACUGUUUCUAAGAAUUCCUUGAAGAACUCCCUUCUGCAGCUAGAAUGUUAUUUUACAUGGACUUUGCUGAAGGAGGAUAUAGAUCUUGCCAGCCUGGAAGAAUCAAUAUAUGAUCAGAUUGAGUUUUUCAUAAAUCCCAACAUUUCAAAUUACAAUCUACUAUCUUACAUAUACCACCUACAGCUCUCAGAUAAAGCAGCUCUAGAAUAUCUCCAAAAAGCUGAAGAAGAAGUUAAAAAAUAUUAUCCAGAUGAAAUUGACAGGAGAAGUCUUAUUACCUGGGGAAACUACGCUUGGAUCUACUACCACAUGGGUAGAUAUGAGGAAGCUCAAAAAUAUAUAAAUAAAGUUGAAAACAGUUGCAAAAAACUUUCAAAUACUGCUCAGCUGAAGAUUCAGCUUCCAGAGAUCUAUGCUGAGCAAGGAUUUGCACUAUUAAAAUUUGGAGGAAAGUACUAUAACAGAGCAAAAGAGUGCUUUGAAAAUGCUCUGAGGGAGGAACCCGACAACCCAGAAUUUAAUGCCGGCUAUGCAAUAGCAAUGUAUCGUUUGGAAGAAUUUUCUUACAGAAGAUGUGAAGAAGUGAACUCAUCUCUGGAGCCUCUGAAGCGUGCACUGGAACUGAAUCCAAUGGACACAUACCUUUUGGCAUUACUUGCUUUGAAACUUCAGGACUCAGAUCAAGUUGAUGAAGCAGAGAGAUGCAUUGAAGAAGGAAUGCAGAAAACUCCUGAUCUUCCCUAUUUCCUGAGGUAUGCUGCUAAAUUUUACAGAAGGAAAAAAGAACUGGACAAGGCACAGGAACUUUUGGAGAGAGCCCUGGAAAUAUCACCAAAAUCUACCUUUUUGCUUCAUCAGCUAGGACUCUGCUACAGAACAAAGCUGUUUGAGUUGAAAAACAGUACAAGAUAUCCACCUCAAGAUCAAAUAGAAGAACUCAUUCAAAUUUGCAUUUCUCAUUUCAAAGCAGUGGCUGAACAAAAGCCAAAAUUUUUUAGUGCCUUAAUUGAUUUGGCAAGGAUGUAUGCAGAGGCAAAGAUGUAUCGAGAAGCAGAAGAGACAUUUCAGAGAGCACUGAAGAUAAAUAUUCUGACUUGCUCUGAUAAACAAGAAAUAUGCUACUAUUAUGGAAGUUUUCUGCAAUAUAAAAAGAAAUCAGAAUCUGAAGCAAUUAAAUAUUACAAAGAAGGGUUAAAAAAUGGUAAUCAUUGUUUUGCAAAAAAGAUCAAACAAUACUUGAAGAGACUGUUGGAAAGGAGAAUUCAAGGAGGGUUAGGAAGUGAAGAAGAUUUCAGUACACUUGGACACAUUCAUAAACUAGAUGGUGAGAAGCUUGAAGCAAUUGAAUGUUAUGAGAAAGCCAAUGAAUACAAUCCUGACAAUGAAGAAUAUCUGAGUGCAUUAUGUGAGCUACGACUUUCCCUCUCAAGCUGAAGCACUCCCAAAUCCCUUUCAACAACAACAAAAGCACAUUUAAAGAGAAAAUAUAAAUGCAUUUGUUCACUUUUUAAGGCUAGGGUUAUAACCAGUUGAAAAAUCCGGUGGCAUCACUCCUCUAUGAUGAUGCAGAAUCUGCAGAUGAUGACCAGAUGAUGAUUGUGCAUUUGCUUGCCUGUUCAUUGCCAAAAGGCAUGCUACCUUAGGCUGCCAUGCUAAUACUGGUAUGAAAGUUGUCUAUGAGUACCUGCAGGACAUAAAGCUCCUAAGCUGAAAAACAGUUCUCACUUUCUAUUGAGGAAAGAGAACCAUAAUAUUAUAACAUUUAACCUAUCCGCUUGAAAGGCAUGCUGAUACUAACAUGGUCAUUUCUGUUGUUUUUUCAAAUAUCAAGUGUCAUUUAGGAAAAAAAACUGUGUUGACUUGUUCAGUUUGUUACCUUGUG